Molecule: messenger RNA, 2233 nt
Organism: Daldinia vernicosa
Lineage: Eukaryota; Fungi; Ascomycota; Sordariomycetes; Xylariales; Hypoxylaceae
Exons: 2
Coding region: 362-1570 (402 amino acids)
Source: RefSeq, a predicted model, not a curated record
CUUUAUCCACGUGCAUCUAAGGGCUAUGCCACUUAUGUAAUAACUCUGUCAGGGAGUGUGCAAUUUAGGUAAACUACAUAUGCCCGAUCUAAGAUGACAUCACUUUUCCCAAUUGGCAAGAUACACUAAUUAUCUAGGUUACCUAGGUGCACAAUAAUCUCCGGACCAUCUGCUCAGCCUUACAGUUGUCAGCAUGAACCUUGACAAAGACUGCAAGAUUUGGAAACCAAUGGGAAAGCAAUACAUAGGAAACUAAAGUUAACGCCUCGUAUCGCCACCCAUUAUUGAACACAGCAACAUCAGUGUAUCAGACUAUCAGUGUAUCACCCACUUCCGCAAAAUUCAUCUUGACCAAUUGACCAUGACGGACCUCCCGGGAUCUGAUCGAACUCUUCUUGAGAGGCUAAAUGCCCUUAAGCCUAGCACCGUCAAUCUGAGCCCGUCAUCAUCAAAGUUAGUUGCAGCAUCUACUAUAGAACCAGCCAAGCCUUUAUCCAAAGAAGAUGCUCUCACAGAAAGGCUAAAGAGUCUCCGAAACCAAAAUGAUAGUAAUAUCCGUACCACUUCCGGCUCAGGGAUAAGUCGUAGAGACGACGGGACUAUCACUUCGCCAUCUUCAAAUUCACCACCACAGCCACAUCCCAAUCCCGAAAGUUCAGGCACGGGCGUAGACGCGGCACAAACUUCAUCUGCAGAAGAUGUGACCGAAGACGAGGAUCCACUCUUCUACACUGACGACCAGACGCUCGAAGAGCUUCUUGCAGACCUCGAAUCCGACCAGCAAUGGCUCGAGGAGGUACUAGCUGAAGACGAGCAUCGCAGGGUAACUGCGCUACUCGAGGAAUUGGGAGAUGCCGCCAAAACCAGCCAGGAUUCAGAAAAGGAUCCAGAGACUAAAGGAUCUCGCAACGAAAAUGAAGGUGAAGACAGUAGCGACGAUGACUCCGAGGGUGAACGGAUGACUCGUGAAGCCGACGAUAUUCUCGCCCAGACGGCUGACGAGGUAGAAUACGAUCAGGCCAAUAAGCCUUCGUCUCAGCCUGCUUCUUCACCUACUUCACCAAGCCACACCGUGAAAGAAGGUACCGAAGGCGGUAAGGCAGCAAAUGAAAGUACACAAGCACAAGGGUCCAAUGAAGGCGACCCCUUUAACUUACCAGCGGUUCCGUCAGAUUUCCAGGACCAACACCAACGCGAUCAUCCCGACGCGUCCCAGGACGACGCCGACUUCGCAGCAUCUAUCACAUCUCGCAUGGCUGCGCUCAACGUCGAUAGAUCCACCGGCCCAGAUCUGCCGUCGGUACCAGCAGACAUCGAUCCUUUAGGCCUCCCUUCGGCGCCCACCUUCGCGCCAGCUGAUCGACCCGCGCCGGGGCUCAUCAAGCGGUUUGGUUUCACAGACGAGGAUCAGAAGACGUGGUGCGUUGUAUGUUUAGAGGAUGGCGCUAUACGUUGCUUGGACUGCGACGGCGACGUCUACUGCGCGAGGUGUUGGAAGGAGAUGCACGUUGGUCCUAGCGCAGGGUAUGAUGAGCGCGGGCACCGCUGGGAGAAGUUCGUCAGACGCUGACGAUCCGUGGUUGGUUAUUUUACGGUUAGGUUGGAUUAACAUCGUAGUUUUUGAGUUGCAACUAUACCUAGAUACCCUGCGCUGUGAUCUAUACUACCUACCUACCUAGGUACCUUUCCCUUGACGCCAUUCCCCGAAAAUGAAAUAGUAUCUGAAAGAUCUGCUAACUAGCUGAAUGCUUAGCCACGGAGGCCUCGACGGACUUAAGUCGCAUUAAUUAUUCUUACUAAAUUCGUUCAUGAGGUGAUUUAUCUCGCAAUUAUUUCCUUAUACGGAUAAGCAAGUAGAUAAUGUAGCUCUUGGCAUCAGCAAGCUGGGUACCUAGGUAUGUAGCGAGGGUGAGUAUGCCUUAACCGCAGUGAAUUCUGCCUUACACAUCAGGUGUAUUAAGUCAUCUUAGCUUACGAUCUAGGUUGAUGAGCUACGCAUUGAAGUUGAGUCAUAUAUACACUCGAGGGAUGGACAAAACAUAGGGAUGAUGGGUAAACUGGUUCGAACUUUCAAAUCCGAUAACUAACAGGUAGUAUACACUAGAACCCUAAACCCAGUCAUAAGAUAAUUCACUCGACACUCGACACUCGACACUAUAGCAUAGCCAAACAUACCUAUUCUUACAUAGAGUUCAAAGCAUAGUAUUUACUAGCGAACAAUGCUCGCCAGUCA